AUGGCGUCUCAAAAAGCAGAGUUCAUCAAAGUACCGACCGAUAACUCAGAUGGUUUCCAAACAAUGCCCGUAGAGCCCUCGAGACGACUCUCAGAAUCUGAACUACGCAUCGAAAAGUGCACUCCACAAGAUGCCGAAAAGAUCGCCGAAGGUCUCUACCUGUGCUUCCCAGAUGACUGGUGGGCCAAAAAAGAGCCCCCAGAGAUCCACCCAGCAGGCGAGAACAGCCUCCAAAUCCGGAUCCAACGCAUGGCCCAACGACUAACCCCCGCCAUCACUGAUCCCCAUCAUUGCUUCAUGAAAGCCGUCUACACCCCCACCGGCGAAACCGUAGGAAUAGCAGGCUGGACCCUUCCCUCCAACCCCUCCGUACACAACCUCUUCCGGCGCAGCGCCGCCACGCAUUACGGCUGGAAAGAGAAACAAGGCUGGACUGAGGAAGAAAUGGACGAAAUGUGGAGUCACGUCAGCAACGAGAACUGGAGCGAGCGCUUCGGCAAAGACGAUGAGAUGAGGCGGGAAGCGACGGGUGGGCAACGGCAUUGGUAUCUUGCGCCGCUACUUACGUGGCCGGAGUGGCAGGGAAGGGGCGUGGGGAAGAGAUUGAUGGAGUGGGCGUUGAAGCAGGCGGAUGAGAGGGGAGAAUUGAUGUAUCUGGAGUCAAGGCCGAGUGCAAGGGCGGUUUAUAUGCAUCUCGGGUUUGUGGAGUGCGGGGAGUAUAACAUGCUCAGGCGGCCGGGGGCGUGA
Alternaria arbusti is the source of this 747-nucleotide messenger RNA. RefSeq lists its product as uncharacterized. NCBI's taxonomy places the organism in Eukaryota, Fungi, Ascomycota, Dothideomycetes, Pleosporales, Pleosporaceae. The coding region runs from base 1 to 747 and encodes 248 amino acids. The transcript has 2 exons. Gene Ontology annotation, molecular function: acyltransferase activity, transferring groups other than amino-acyl groups. The record is from RefSeq and is a predicted model, not a curated record.